AGCUUCUAUUUAUAGAGAAGAGUCCUCGGGCUCUAGCGAACCGACGACGGUAUGGCGGUUAAUCACAUUGCUUUGCCUUGCCUUUUUCUUGCGCUUCUUGUUAUUGGCGUGAAGAGCCGGGAAGAUUUCGAUGAAAGUUCUUCAGAUAUCUGCAACCAGGAAAGAAAACCUGGCAGGUGUAUGGCUAUUUUUCCAAGAUGGUACUACAACAGUGUGUGGAAAAACUGCACAAAAUUCAUUUAUGGAGGAUGUCAGGGAAACAAAAACAAUUUCAGGACUAAAGAUGAAUGUGAACGGACAUGCCUACGUAAAGGAGGCAAUAAAUUAAAGACCUCUGCUGAAGAACCAGUAGAUGAAGAAUAUGACGAAGAACCCUGCAGAGAAGCAUUAGAAGGCUCAAUUCCACUGAAAAUAAACUGUUUCAAAGCAAAGCUGUUUUAUAGAGGGCUCUGUCGACCAUCCCAAGGUACACCUGUUCAGCAAUCUCCAUUUGAUGUGAAGCACAUUCUGGCCUGUAAGAAAGCUGGUUACUCUUUACCACUGAAGUGCUCUUUACAUAUACAUCACAGCAAGUGGACAUGUGUGGAUAAGUCAGGAAAGAAGAUUAAAUUGGAUUUUGCUAGUACAUGUGGCUUUAAUCUCUGUCAUAAACAUCAUUAAGGACACUUGUGUUGGAAUGGCUCCUUAACAAAAAGUUGUAUUCAUUUCAUUAUAUUAAUCAUUUGUGCCACAUUGUAAUGACACAUAUACUUUUCUAGAAUGUUAAAAUUUGGACUUUUUCAUAGAAAUUUUCUUUUUUUCUGUUUUUAAUGAAUUGUUAAACUAAAUGACAGAUUGAGCCAAGUUGCAAUUUAGAUUUUUUUAUGUCAUAUUCCCGUCCUCUGUGUUACACAGGGACAUUAAAGUUAAACUCCUUCCUUAGUGCAAUGUUGUUAUGACUAAGGAACAAGACUAGUAAUGAAUAGUAUUUCUUUGUAUUAUUUAAGAUAUUUAUCUGGACAUAUUUAUCCUGAAUGUUAACAAUGUAACAACUUCAUAUGUAUGAAUGAAUUCUAGCAAAGAAUAAUAAAUGUUUAGUUUAUAUAACACAAUUGUUAGUAAGAGUCACUUGUUCACCUGCAUUUGUAACAUGCAGCUGCUGUAAACUUGAAUAUGCUAAGUGUGAAUUGCUACACCAUUGGUGAGCAAUGAUGCUGAUGGGAAACACCAAAGCUCAAUAGAGGACUGUAACAAAUAUUUGUCGAGAUCUAUUCCCUCGGAUUUCCCAUCCAUAACGUUUUCAGAUUUUAUCAGUACAGAAAACAACAACAACAGCAAACUAAAGUUCUACUGGACACACAUUGUCCAUGGUAUUUAAGUAAUCCUUUAAUUUACCUUCUACUCAAUGUCACAUCAGUAAAGUAUGUAGUAUUGACAUCA
Molecule: messenger RNA, 1419 nt
Organism: Pocillopora damicornis (cauliflower coral)
Lineage: Eukaryota; Metazoa; Cnidaria; Anthozoa; Scleractinia; Pocilloporidae
Molecular function (GO): serine-type endopeptidase inhibitor activity
Source: RefSeq, a predicted model, not a curated record